UCAAAGGGAACAAAUGAUUGAUUAAAAUUGUUUUACGAGACAAACAAUUAACACCUGAAAAGUAAUAAAUCGGCUGAAGACGAGACCAAUUGAAAGACAUGCCGAUGACUGGACUGAACUGUUUCGGUGACUCGCAGUCCAUGGACUCGAUCACCAACGAGAUAAUGAACUCGAGUUCGUUCGACAUCGCGAACUCCAUGAUCACGACAGACAUCUCAGACACCAUACGUUUGGCGCCGGCAGAGGAGACCAACUCCGAUGGCGAGACAUACCAUCAGACAGCCAUUGAGUACUCGAUGUCCGCCAACAGACUUGUGGUGACCGUUGAGGACGAUUGCGACGAGAGUUUCGCUGAUUUAGUACAACACGUGACCACCGGUUCCAAUGGGUUGAGCGACGGAACGGUAGGGUCGGUGUCGACGCGAUUGCGGCGCCGGAAGGCUACUCAACCACAAAGACUUGUUUACUGUGAUCUCGACUUCAAUAUCAGUGACGAGCAAAAGACUAAUCCAGACAUCACUGCAAAUAAUAGUAUCAAUAAUGAGAUGAUUAGUAAUGGCAGUAAUGAAGACCAAAGUCAGUACACAAUCGACGCCAUGGUUUUGACAGAUUUGGGCGCUUCUGUACAUCAGGAGGAAGCGGGAGAUGAGGAAGAAGUGGAAGAAGUAGAAGAAGAUGACGAAGAAGAGGCUACAGUCGAAGAGGGCAUCGAGACAGUGGCUGAAGAAAAGGGAACCAAACAAAAAAAGAACUCGAAGGGCUUGGAGUGCGAGAUCUGUGGCUCUCUUUGGAACAGUAAGACACGACUCCGGAGUCAUUACAGAACUCACGGCGCGUCCAAACACCUCAAGUGUGACAUUUGCGGCAAACUCUUCGGGUGGGAGUACUCGUGGAAGACCCAUAUGUUGGCGCAUAGCGACGACAACCCCAACCGGUGCCCCCACUGCGGUCUCAAACUCUUCAAUAAGACGGCGCUUAACAAUCACGUCAAACGGAUCCACGAGAACCCCGACCGGCCCUUCAAGUGCGAGGUGUGCGCCAAGUGUUUCAUAUCCAAGUCGGAGCUCAACCAACACUCGCACAUACAUCUGGAGGACAAGCCGUUUAUGUGCGAACAGUGCGGCAAAACUUUUCGCAGCAAAAGCUAUUUGGAGCGACACUACAGAACCCAUUCGGGGGUAAAGCCAUUCAAAUGCGAGUAUUGCGGCAAAUUGCUGGCUGACAAGACCGGGUUCACGGCUCAUAUACGCUCACACAUAGGGGAGCGGCCCUUCAUGUGCGACAUAUGCGGCAAGAAGUACACAAUCAAACGCCACCUCACCUCACAUAUGAUCAUUCACUCGGAUGUGCGGCCCUUCAAGUGCGAGGAGUGCGGAAAGACGUUCAGAUCGCGCACUAACUUCCGUAUGCAUAAGGACUCGCACCUGGGCCUCAAGCGCUGGGAGUGUAGGUUCUGUCAGCGCACGUUCCUAUCGCAGGGAAAUAUGGCUAAACACGUGCGCCGGCAUAUCGGUGACCGCAAACACAAGUGCGAAGUGUGCGGUAAGGCGUUCAUCGAGAAGCAGGAGCUCAAGAAUCACUCGAAAAUGCAUUUGAAUCACGACAUCAGCGCUAAGAAGUCCAAAGAGGAUAAUAGUGAGCCUCUAGAACAGAAUGAGACCAGAAUUCAGAUCCAAGUGCUGCCACACAUGUUGACCCCCACUCCCACUACCGCCUCAGAUGUGUCCACCCUUUCCAAUAGUCCUAAUAAUAGUGAGACAGAUAUGACAGCAUUUAAAGACUCGUUAAUUCACGGAGACAUCAAUAAUGAGACGCAAACUGAAGUGAAUGUCGAGUUGAAUGGAGUUCUGACGGGAACUCAGUCCCAACUCAUAUCCCUGUCCACACCUCUCACCCUAAACCUGCCGUCUUUGACACAAAGCCUAUGCCUCCCACUGACGAGUGUCCACCCGUUGACCACAAUUAAUAUGACUCAAUGCUAUCAGAGUGUCGACACCGCGAACACCGGUGCUGUCGAUGUGAACGCAACUGAGCUGUCAUUCUGUGAUUUCAACCAA
Molecule: messenger RNA, 2057 nt
Organism: Oppiella nova
Lineage: Eukaryota; Metazoa; Arthropoda; Arachnida; Sarcoptiformes; Oppiidae
Source: the annotation of a GenBank genome assembly